AUGUUCUCCCGCCACGCCUUCUCGGCACUGAGUCGCCACGCCCGCUCCUUCUCGUCAACGUCCCGAUGCGAUGCGGACUUCACUCACGCAGUCAUCGGCGCUGGUGCUGUGGGACUAUCGAUAGCCAGAAGACUGCAACAAGUGGAAGGAGCGUCGGUCGUGCUCAUCGAAAAGCAUGACAUGGUCGGCAGCGAGACGAGCAGUCGAAACUCCGAGGUCAUCCACGCCGGGCUAUACUAUGGCACGGACAGUCUCAAGACACGACUAUGCAUCAAAGGCAAGGAAAUGAUGUAUGAUUACUGCAAGAAGAAUGACGUGGGCUUCACGAAUUGUGGCAAAUGGAUCGUUGCACAAGACCAUGUGCAGAUGGGAGAGUGUCAGAAGGUGUAUGACUUUGCGAAAGAUAUCGGUGUCCCGAUCCGAUGGGUGCCAGAGGAUGAAGCGAAGAGAAGGGAGCCACAUGUUCGAGCUGAAGCUGGAGUGCUGGAGAGCACGACUACUGGCAUCGUUGAUUCGCACGGUUUCAUGCAAGCAUUGCAAGGCGACUUCGAGAAUUUCGGAGGCACAACUGCACUGGUGAGCCCGGUCACGAGGAUAGAGGCACCUUCCGCUGGCACUGGAGACUGGAAGAUCUGGACUGCCAGCGAUGCUUCUGAGCCAUCACCUUCUUCGCCCACACCUCAGACGCCAGAGCAGAGUCCCAAUCCAGAGGAUGGCACUUUUAUAACAGCAGAAACGGUCAUUAACAGUACCGGUCUGUACGCUUGCGCAAUCAACAACAUGAUUCUGCCACCCGAGCGACACCGCACACCGUACUAUGCCAAAGGCUCAUACUUCACAUACUCGAAAUCUACCCCACGAACAUCCACUCUCAUAUACCCUGCUCCCAUCCCUGGACUCGGUGGCCUUGGUACGCAUCUCACGUUCGACUUGGGUGGGCAAGUCCGGUUCGGUCCAGACGUCGAGUGGGUAGACCAUCCUCACGACCUGGCGCCCACGCCCGACAAGAGGCGUUUUGAGGCUGCCCUGGAGACUAUCAAAAAAUAUAUGCCUGGUGUCGACACGAGUGCUAUCUCACUGGGCUAUGCUGGAAUUAGGCCCAAACUCGGCAGGAUGAGUGCCGUGGCAAGCGGCAGCACUUUCCAAGACUUCUACAUCAAGAAGGAAGAAGGAUACGAUGGCUUUGUCAACCUGCUCGGUAUCGAGAGUCCAGGUCUGACUAGCAGUUUGGCGAUCGGUGAAGAAGUGUAUAGACUGCUCUAUAAGGCGGAGCCUCUUGACUGCAGGUAA
Molecule: messenger RNA, 1290 nt
Organism: Fulvia fulva
Lineage: Eukaryota; Fungi; Ascomycota; Dothideomycetes; Mycosphaerellales; Mycosphaerellaceae
Product: L-2-hydroxyglutarate dehydrogenase, mitochondrial
Exons: 2
Coding region: 1-1290 (429 amino acids)
Cellular component (GO): mitochondrion
Molecular function (GO): (S)-2-hydroxy-acid oxidase activity; (S)-2-hydroxyglutarate dehydrogenase activity
Source: RefSeq, a predicted model, not a curated record